AUGUCGAGACGUUGGCAUACAUCUUUCCCCAUUCGGUUCAGGUUCGAUCCCGAAGACGAAGUGUUGGUGUCCUUUUAUCUAUGGCGGAAAAUACAGGGGCUGGAUCUACCGAAUGGUCCCAUCGUUGAAGCCGACGUCUACGCUCAUGAACCAUGGUUUCUUCACCAUGGUAAUGAUUCCGCGUGCAUGGCCGGGAACAAUGACCGAUAUUUUUUUGUGAAGAGAGAGCCAGUAUCUAGAAACGGUAACGGGAAGAGAAUCAAAAGGGAUCUGGAAGGGGAUUCUGAUGGAGGUUGCUGGAAGGCUAACACCGGAGACAUGGAAAUUAAAGACUCAGAGGGCCACCUCGUGGGUUACAUGUGUUGA
Messenger RNA from Carya illinoinensis, 366 nucleotides. Its product is annotated as NAC domain containing protein 50-like. The transcript has 2 exons. Gene Ontology annotation, molecular function: DNA binding. The record is from RefSeq and is a predicted model, not a curated record. Bases 1 to 366 code for a protein of 121 amino acids. Gene Ontology annotation, biological process: regulation of DNA-templated transcription. Lineage: Eukaryota; Viridiplantae; Streptophyta; Magnoliopsida; Fagales; Juglandaceae.